AAUUUUUUGGAAAUGACACAGUGCUCUAAAGUAUGAGUUUUGAAGAGCACCAUUCAAUUCUUUACACAUGUGAAUGAUCUACACUGUAAUAACGUCGUGGUGUUUUGGGUGAACGUUUUGAUAGAAGACAUAAAGUGUUGUUGUUAUGACCACCGUAUCACACACCCUGCUGAGAUUUAUAGGUGCUUGCCGGCCACAUUGAAGUCGAAAAUGAUGAAUCGAUUUUAAUUGUUACUGAAGGUUAACACGGUAUCGCUUGUUGCUGCAGCCUGUAGUGUCGACAUUAACCGACAACUGUACAGCUUUUUUUAUAAAUGCAUUACGGAUCACUGGCAACAAUUUAAGAGGUGGUCAUACUAUAGUGUACCUUGAAAAGUUUGAUCUAAAACGAGCUUUAUUUUUAAGUUAUUCUUCAUGCUUUUAUUGUGUCAAGUUCAAGUUAAUUAAUCCUACAAUUGUCUUCACAAAUAUCAGACACCAUGCAUAUACUUGAGAUUUAAAUGAUAACGAUCAGAAUAAAAGUUUAGAAGAAAAUUCGUGCUGUAACCCGGACAUUGUGUUCGGAUGUUUGAUGGAAUUCCUUAUUAAAAUGGAUAUCCUGUGAUCGACGCCUGUCUGCAGAGUCGAAAGAUGAUCGACGGUGGAGGUCCGCGUCAUUUUGCCGAUGUCGUGCCUGAUUGCAUCAGAGGCAUCUGGUUCGGUCAGAUGCCUGGCCAUUUGUCUGGCGAGCAAUAUAGCAAGAACGGUCGUGACAUCGUGGACGAAAAGUAAUAACUUCUUCAAUGACUGUGCAACACGCAAGAUACCUUCAACGUUUCUUAUUAUGCGUCCUGAUACAAGCAUCCACAGUGAUGUCUCUACUGCUCAACUCGAACUCAUACGCUAGAAAACCUGAGAACUUGAGCAGCAACUUCGUAGAAGUGAGCAACACGUGGCUGGAUGAAGAUCGACGAGAUGAACACAAUUUUAUCUUCGAAAAGCUGGACGAAGGCGAUGACGUGGAAUUGUUCUCGAAGACAUUCUCCCCGAUUGAAUUUUCAACACCUCCCUCCUCCACCGAACACUCAGACACUAACUGCUCAGACCCGUUGGAUCACGUUGAAUGGAGCGACGCUGACCUCGUUGGUUCAUUUGCAGUGUUGAUCCUCAUCAAUAUUCUCGUUGUGGCUGGCAAUACUCUAGUAAUAGCAGCCGUGUUUACCUCCACCAAGUUGAGAUCCGUCACCAACCUGUUCAUCGUGUCGCUGGCCGUGGCCGACAUGUCACUGGGUAUCAUGGUUCUACCGUUCAGUGUCACCGUGGAAGUCUUCGACACUUGGCUGUUCGGGCCGCUGUGGUGUUCUGUGUGGCUUGCCGUCGAUGUGUGGAUGUCUACCUCGUCCAUCCUCAACCUCGUCGUCAUCAGCUUUGACAGAUACGUUGCUGUGACAAGACCGGUUUCCUACCCGAACCUCAUGACAUCAACCAGGGCAAAAAUUUUAAUUGGGGUGGUUUGGGUAACGUCAUUCGUUAUCUGCUUCCCACCCCUGGUAGGUUGGAACGACAAGCACCAAACUCUGGCGUCCAGCGGUGCGUCUUGUCAUCUCACGUGCGAACUCACUAACGAGAUAGGUUACGUGUUGUACUCCGCCUUAGGCUCUUUCUUUCUUCCAAUGUUCGUCAUGAUGUUCUUCUACUGGAAGAUAUACUUGGCAGCAGCUGAAACAACCAAGGCAAUUAAUCGAGGGUUCAAAACUACCAGAGACCAGAAAGAUGGAACAGCCAAAAGAUUUGAUGAUCACGUAACGCUGCGCAUCCACAGAGGAAAGAACAGUUCCGAGCGUAGUCGUGACGGCAGACCAAUGAAAGCCCACUAUGCAGCUGUGCGCAAAACCAAAUCAGAGUCACUCGGGCCUCAGAACCUUUACGACGCUCCAGCAAACGUACCACACGAUGGAGUAGAACUCGUGUCCAUAGAAGGCAAUAGGAAGACGAAGGCUCGGCUUAUAAAACGUCAAGACAACCUACGCUUAAAAGCUCCGCCGAGGUUAUCGGUGGAGUCGACUAAUUCGACUCAGGCCGCGUCUGGAGGUAGCGACACAAGUGGAGCAGAAAGCUCGACAAGCUGCCAUAAUGGAAGUGUGACUCCCACGGCGACCCGAAGCGCUUCUCGAAUGGGGCGAAGGAACAUCAAAAUGCAAGUGAAGCGCUUCCGCAUGGAAACCAAAGCUGCCAAGACGCUCGGAAUCAUCGUGGGAGUCUUCAUCAUGUGUUGGCUCCCCUUCUUCUGCAUGUAUCUUGUUCGAGGCUUCUGUCCAACUUGUAUAAAUCCUCUUCUUUUCUCUGUGUUAUUUUGGCUCGGUUACUGCAAUUCCGCAAUUAACCCAUUCAUUUACGCUCUUUUUAGCAAAGAUUUCAGAUUCGCAUUCAAGAAAAUCCUCUGCAAGUGUGUGUGUCAAAAAGUACGUAGCAAAGGAAUCGUAAGAGCGCCUACGAUUUACGUCCCGUCGUAUGGAGAAGAGAGCGAAGAAUCAAAACCUGUCGCCCUUUCUUAAACCCAAUACCCAAUCAAUCUAUUGUUAACUAUAUGUUUAUCUAAUGUAUAGCUGUCAUGUUUAUUUAUUAGUUAUUCUGUCAUUAGUAAUGUGUACAUGUUGACGAUAAAGCAUUCAAGUCGGAGAAUAAAUGUGCUUAGCUCGAUCGGGCAGUCGGUUUCACAGUGUUCCGUCAAUGUUCAGCGUACUUACAUGCAAAAUUUUUCUAGUUAGAUGUCGCGAAAGUUUCAGUAUUAUUUGUUAGUUUGAUUCAUGGCAUUGUGAAAUCUUAGGCAAUCGCAUUUCACACUUUUAUGCCGAAAAACUAAAAACUUACAAGGUUUUCUUUGCUACAGAAAAAAACCUCCGUCCUCAUGAAAGUUAACCUAUUCACUGCGAUGCAAUUUUUUAGAAAUAUUUAUACAGCAAUAUUUAGUUCAAAAUAUUCCAGCUGACACCACUCACAACGUCAAAAAUAUCAAAAUUUAUUCGACCAGAAGAAGGGACAUAAAAAUCCAAAGAACCGAUUAAAUUAUGUAAUAAUUUAAGAAAUAUUUUCUAUAACCUGUAAAU
This is a messenger RNA of Hyalella azteca, 3086 nucleotides long. Its product is annotated as probable G-protein coupled receptor No9. The transcript is spliced from 3 exons. NCBI's taxonomy places the organism in Eukaryota, Metazoa, Arthropoda, Malacostraca, Amphipoda, Hyalellidae. Bases 783 to 2534 code for a protein of 583 amino acids. Gene Ontology annotation, molecular function: adrenergic receptor activity. Gene Ontology annotation, cellular component: membrane. Gene Ontology annotation, biological process: adenylate cyclase-activating adrenergic receptor signaling pathway. The record is from RefSeq and is a predicted model, not a curated record.